Molecule: messenger RNA, 6660 nt
Organism: Poecile atricapillus (Black-capped chickadee)
Lineage: Eukaryota; Metazoa; Chordata; Aves; Passeriformes; Paridae
Product: collagen alpha-1(VII) chain-like
Exons: 74
Molecular function (GO): protein binding; serine-type endopeptidase inhibitor activity
Source: RefSeq, a predicted model, not a curated record
AUGUUGUGUGUCCCCAUCCUUGUCCUGGCGGUGGCCACGGGGCCGUUCCGAGCUGGGGCUGUUCAUGAAGCCUGCAGGACAGCAGAGGUGGCCAAUGUUCUGUUCCUGGUGGGGCAGACGGACGGUGCAGGGAAGGAGAGCUCCCGGCUGCUCCAGGAUUUCAUCGGGAGCGUGGCCAGAUCCUUCGAGAACACGGAGACGGGAAGAGGAGGCAUCCGGCUGGGCCUGGCUCUGUAUGGGGAGACACCAAGGAUGAGAGUUGAGCUCACGGACUACGCAACCAUCAAAGGAAUGCUGGAUGCAGUUCAGGAUCUCUCCUUCAAAGGCAGCAGCCUCCAAACAGGCUCAGCCCUGGCUUUUGCGGCUCAGGCCUUGUCCCACCAGGACACCCUGAGAGAGGAGGCAGCAAAGGUGGUGAUUCUGAUCACGGAUGGGAAAUCCAGUGAUUCCGUGGAAGAGGGAGCCCGUAUCCUGCAGGAUCAGGGGGUGACAGUGUUUGCUGUGGGGAUUAAGGAUGCUGACAAGAACGAGCUGGGCAGGAUUGCUUCAGAUCCCGCUGCGGAGCACGUGCUUUACGUGGAGGAUUUCCAUCUGCUCCCAAAUGUGGCUCCCAAACUGUCUCGGAGGCUCUGCUUCACCGCCUCGGAGCCACCACGUCCUGUCAAGCAGAGGGUGCAAGAUGAGCAGAUCCUGGGCCCUCGGGAUCUGCGUGUCAGCGAGCACAGCCACAGCUCCCUGAGGCUCUCAUGGGUGGCAGCCACGGGCAGGGUGACAGGGUACCGUGUCCAUGUCCACCCCUCGCUGCCACCGGGGCAGCCGGAGCCAGAGCACCAGCAGCAGAUGGAGGUGGAUGGGGACACAACCACGGUGCUGGUGACAGAUCUGAAGCCCAGCACCAAAUACGUGCUGACGGUGAGGGCCAGCUAUGGAGGGGCCCUCGGGGAGCCUGCAGCCAUCAAAGGGAAAACAACUCCUGUGCCUCCAGUCACCAAUUUCCGGGUGAUAGAAGAAGGACUUUUCAGCCUGAAGGUGGCUUGGACACCUCCCCUGGGAAAACUGGAGGGCUACAAGAUCUACAUCCCCAGGGCCAACAAGCCCGGCAUGACCCUUGAGCAGAUCCUGCGGGGCGAUGUCUCUUCCCACCUGCUGGAAAACUUGCAGGAGGACAGGGAAUACAGCAUCAGCAUCUACGCCGUGUAUCCUGAGGGCCCGAGCCAGCCCGUGGCUGCUCUGGGGAGGACACUGAAGCUCCUGCCUGUGGAAAACCUCUUGCUGCAGAACGAGACCACGGACACGCUCCAGGCCCGGUGGAGCCCUGUCCGGGGAGCAACGGGAUACAGGCUCACCUGGACAUCAGCAGAGGGCAGCAUCCAGGACGUGACCCUCGGCAGCUCCUACAGCUACUACAUGAUCCAGGGGCUGGAGCCGGGCACGGAGCACACAGUGACCAUCAACCCCGUCUUUGGGGACAUCGAGGGACCGGUGGUGACUGGCAAAGCCACCACGGUGGCAUCCAGCACUGUCCAGAUGCUGAAAGUGAGCGAGAUUUCCAUCAACAGCCUCCUGGUAUCCUGGGAUUCGGUCACGGGAGCCACCGGGUACAGGGUGGCCUGGGGUCCGACACCAGAAUUCUUUGGCAAGGACCGUCCCCGUCACCUGGCCCUCAGCAAGUCGGUGACGUCCCACCAGCUCCGCAGCCUGGCCCCUGACACCGAGUACGUGAUUUCUCUGUCCGUGCUCUUCGGCUCCGGGGAGGGCCCCGGGAUCACCACCUCGGCCAGGACGGCUCCUCUGGGAUCUGUCUCCAACUUCAAGGUGAUGUCCCACACCAGCACCAGCCUGUCCUUGGCCUGGAGCGCCACAGCCGCUGCCACCAAAUUCAAACUCACCUGGAGCCCCAUGGGAGCAGGCAAAGGAAAACAGGUUGCCAGGACUCGCUACCUGGGCAGCAGAGUGUUGGCUCAUCGGAUUGAGCACCUGGUGCCCAACACCCUGUACAGGGUCGGUGUCCGGGCUGUGUUCAGCAGGACCGAGGGGCCAGAGGUGGUCCUGACUCACCACACAGCUCCUUCUGGAGAUUCCAACCCCACCCUGACCAUCCAGGACCUGAGGGUUACUGACACCGGUGUAAACACUUUGAAGCUGGCUUGGAAAAAGCUUCCUGGGAUAAGUCACUACAAGGUAUCCUGGGAGCCAUCCAAUGGCGACUCGGAAUCCUCCCAGCUGGUCCCAGCGGAUGCCGCUUCCUUUGCCAUUCCCAAACUGAAGGACAACACCAGCUACACCAUCUCCGUGUCUGCGGUGGGAAAGGGACGGGAGGGAAAGCCCGCGGUGCUCACAGCCAGAACCUUGGAUUUUCCCAAAGUGGCGGAAUUCACAGUGCAGGAGGCCACGGAUUCCAGCGUUUUGUUGUCCUGGGAUGCUGUUCCUGGAGCAUCCCUGUAUUUACUGACGUGGGGAUUGUCCUCAGCUCCCUCUCUUUCCCAGGAAUUGUUACCAGCAGCUUCCAGAUCGUUUCGAGUGAUGGGGCUGCGCUCCAAGGAAAUGUAUUUGUUUUCCAUAAAACCAAUGUUUGGAGACUCGGAGGGACCGGAGACAACGCUGCUGGGACAAACAGCAGGAGCUCCCGGGGAGUCACCGACCACUCCAGUGGUUCCUGCACCGUUGGAUACGGGGAAAUCUCCAUCGGGAUCUCCCAGCAAUGUGGGGACCACUCCUCUCCCAGUGCCCACCAGUACAAAGCUCCCAGAGCCCCCAGUAUGGACCAGCACGGUGUCGGCACCGCUGACAACCCUGCCUGGGCUGCUUUGUGGGAAGCUCAAAGCAGACGUUGGAUUCCUGGUGGAUGAAUCGUCCAGCAUAGGCCAGAGCAACUUCAAUAAAGUGAAGGAUUUCCUCUUCCGGAUUGUUUCCUAUUUCCCCAAGAUUGGACCUGAAGGGACACAGGUUGCUGUUGCUCAGUACAACGAGGAGCCCAGGGCAGCUUUUCACUUCAACCAACACCGCGACCGCAACGGAGCCCUCGGAGCCAUCAAAGGGCUGAGCUACACCGGAGGCAACACCAAAACAGGCCGUGCCAUAUCCUACGUGUUAAAGGAAUUAUUCCAGCCCUCCAGAGGGAUGAGACCGGGCUUUCCUCACAUCCUGGUGCUUGUGACCGAUGGACAAUCCCAGGACGACGUGCUGCCCCCAGCCAGAGCAGCCCAUGCUUUGGGGCUCCGUGUCAUUGCUGUGGGGGUGUCAGGAGCUGACCCCAUGGAGCUCCACAGGAUUUUGCUGCAGCAGAACCCCCAGAAUGUUUUCUACGUCAGCACCUUUGAUGACUUCCCCCAAAUCCUCCAAGAGCUGAUAGAUGCCAUUUGUUCUGAUCCUCAGCUUCCAGGAACCCAAAUCCCACCGGGAAAGGUGAGUUCCUACUCCUGGGAGUAAAUCCAGCUUGGAGUGGGUCAGGCACAAGGAAAAUCUUCUUCCCUGAGGGAACAAAGUAGACUCAGAGUGGAUUUCAGACAUCAUGUCCCAUCCUGUUUCUCUUUUCUGUUGAAGAGCUCCAGGGACUCAGCAGCUCACAGGGGUUAUGAGCCCCACAGCUUCACCACGAAGGGAGAGAAAGGGGAGCGGGGUCUCCCUGGGAAAGACGGCAUUCCUGGGCUGCCGGGCAGGCCAGGCCGGCCAGGUCCUCCAGGUCCCCCUGGAAUCAUGGGGCUCCCUGGCAGCCAAGGUGACAUUGGAUCUCCAGGCUAUCCAGGACCAGCAGGGCCAAAAGGAGACAGAGGAGAGCCAGGCUAUGUCCUGGGAGGAGUGGAGGUGAUUCCUGGCCGGAAUGGGCAGCCUGGCCCCGCUGGACAGAAGGGGCAGCCAGGAGUUCCUGGGGUUCCAGGACCACCAGGUUCUCCAGGGCCACCAGGAAUCUCCAUCAAGGGUGAACCAGGGAAUUCAGGAAUUAGGGGUCCCCGUGGGAGGAGUGGCCUCAAAGGAGACAGAGGAGACACGGGAGAGCCGGGAAAACCUGGUUUGCCAGGCCCUGUGGGGCUCCAUGGGGCUCCUGGACUGCCUGGACCACGGGGAGAAAAGGGAAUGGCGGGAAUUGGCAUUCCUGGCACUGCUGGCAUGAAGGGGGAGGAAGGAGAGCAGGGAACGAUGGGACCUCCAGGAGCACCGGGACCAAAGGGAAUUCCAGGACCUCCAGGGCAGAAGGGAGACCAAGUUUUGGGACCUCCAGGCAAGAAAGGUGUCAAGGGAGAUCCCGGACCAGCUGGACUGCGAGGAGACAAAGGAGUCCCGGGAGAAAAAGGGGAGAAGGGAAGUCCAGGAUUUGGAAUUCCUGGCCAGCCUGGGCUGAAGGGGGACAUCGGUGACAGGGGAAAUGUGGGAUUGUCUGGGAAGCCAGGCCAGAAGGGUCCUCCUGGACUUCCAGGACGACCUGGAGAGCAGGGAAUGAAAGGAGAUCCAGGAGAACCUGGAAAGGAUGGAGAUCCUGGGAAGGACGGCCUGAGAGGUGAAAGAGGACCCCCAGGUCCAAAGGGAGAACCAGGCCCGCCAGGAAAAGGAGUGGAAAUGAAGGACCUGGAGAAGCUUUUUGAGGCGUACGGGAUCAAGCUGGCGCUGCUGAGGGACCUCUCCAACGCGAUCCUGCGGGAUGGGCUGGAUGAGCUCCUGUGGCACCGGGGUGGCUCCAGGACGAGCAAAACUUCCAGGGAAAACCAGGCAGCCGUGCCUGUCACCGAUCCGCUGGUGUCCGACACUUCCCACCGUGUCCCGGCCGGCACCGAGGUGACAGGAGAAGGACAGAGCCUGGAGCUGGAGGCUCUGGAGGUGUCGCUGUCUGGAGGAUUCCCUGAGAUGGGAGCUCCUGGAGCCCGUGGAGACAAAGGAGAAAAGGGACAGCCUGGGGACGUGGGGGAGCCUGGAGAGAAGGGCACCAAAGGAGACCGAGGGGACGAAGGCCAAAAGGGAGAGCCAGGAAUUGGGUUCAGAGGUCCGGUUGGCCAGGCUGGGCCACCUGGAUUUAAGGGCGAGCCAGGGGCCCCGGGACCUCCAGGAGCUCAGGGCAUCCAAGGAAUUCGCGGCAACGCCGGCACUCCCGGAUCCCAGGGGGACAGAGGGGCUCCCGGUGUGCCUGGAAUUCCAGGACAGAAGGGGGAACGUGGGAGGAGAGGCCGGAGUGGAUUUCCUGGGCCCGUGGGGCCAUCGGGAUCCCCAGGAAAAGAGGGAAUUCCUGGGACCCCUGGAGCCAAAGGCAACAAGGGAGAAGCCGGCGUUGGAGCUGCUGGCCCGAGAGGUCCCCGUGGAUUCCCUGGCCCUCGGGGCGACGAGGGCAUCGUGGGAAUGCGGGGUCCUCCUGGAAUGAUGGGUCCAAAAGGCUUCCCGGGUGUGAAGGGCCAAAGAGGUGAUCGGGGACUUCUGGGACCAAAGGGAGAACGAGGUGAGUCCAUAACUAUUUUUGGACCCCAGGGCUACAAAGGCACCAAAGGAGAUCCCGGUGAGCAGGGACUGCCGGGUUUUGAUGGAGACAAAGGCGAGAAGGGAGAGGACGGACCCGUAGGAGAAAAGGGAAUCAAAGGAGAAGCUGGAGCCAAGGGAAUGAUGGGACUUUUUGGGAGCAGAGGACCCGUGGGACAGAAGGGGGAACCAGGAGAACCAAGCUCACCGGGAUCUUCCGGUGCAGCAGGAGUGGAUGGGAAGAACGGGAUCAAGGGAGCCAAAGGUGACAGAGGCCUUCAGGGACAGAAGGGGAAGCCGGGAGGGAAAGGUGACCCUGGGACCACCGGUGACACCGGGCAGAAAGGGACAAAGGGCUUGCGAGGGCUUCCAGGCCGGAUCGGCGCUCCCGGAGCCAAAGGUGCCAAGGGAGAAAUUGGCAGUCCUGGAAAACCAGGAAUUCCAGGAUCGAAUGGAGAACAUGGACCAAAGGGCGAACCAGGAGCGUCAGGGAAUGACGGCACCUCGGGAAUUCCUGGGGAGAAAGGAGAAAAGGGAGCCAAGGGAGUUCCUGGACUGGGAGGAUUCAAAGGACAAACGGGAUGGCCUGGGAAGCCUGGAGGGGCCGGAGCAGCUGGACCUCGAGGGCCGCAGGGCGAGCCAGGCCCACAGGGCCCACCAGGGAAAAGAGGGAGAUCCCAGCUCUGCCUGCAGGGGCCCCCGGGCGUGGAUGGGCCAAAAGGAGAAGUGGGGGAAAAUGGUCCGGCCGGGCAGAAAGGAGCCAAGGGAGAUCCGGGCCUUUCCGAGGAAGAGGUGAAGGAAGUGCUGAGGAGCGAAAUGAGAGGGAUUUGUGGUUGUGGAGGUGAGUUGGGAAGGAUGUCCAUGGAAAAGGGUCUGGACGCAGCUGAAGUCCACAGGCAGCUCCAAGGGUAUUCCCAGCCUCGGGAAUACGCCGGCAAUGGUGGAAAUUGGGAAGAAAAGCUCGGCACAACUCCCGGCAAGACCACGUUGGAGACUCCGGUGAAGCCCUUCAUGGAGCCACCUCCACUCCUUGCAGCCCCGUGCCUGCAGCCCAUGGAUGAGGGCUCCUGCCACCGCCAUUCCCUGCUCUGGUAUUUCCACGGCCCCACAAACUCCUGCCGGCCCUUCCUCUUCGGGGGCUGCCGAGGGAACAGCAACCGCUUCCCAUCCCGGCGGGAAUGCGAGCGGCGCUGCCGGAGCUACGCAGGCAGAGGGAAAUGA